This is a messenger RNA of Entrophospora sp. SA101, 510 nucleotides long. NCBI's taxonomy places the organism in Eukaryota, Fungi, Glomeromycota, Glomeromycetes, Entrophosporales, Entrophosporaceae. The record is from the annotation of a GenBank genome assembly.
AUGAAAGAAGACUUAAAUAGAUUAGAGACUAGUUUAAGAAAAAUCCGCAGUAAUCAAAUUUCUUUGGAAGCAAUCGAAGAACUAUCCAUUCAACAGCAAGGAAAAAACCAAAAAAUCAAACAAUUAGCUACUUUGAAGAUUAAUCAUGAAGGACAAUUAGUUAUCCGUGUUUUUGAACCAAAAAAAACCCAAGCGAUUAACAAGGCAGUUUUAGAAUCCCAAUUAGGCUACCAACAAACUAAAAUGGAAAAAAAUGAAAUUUAUUUUUCCUUAGCCCCGAUGACCGGAGAAAUCCGCCAACAAUUAGGCAAAAAAGUUAAAGAAAUGACCGAACAAGGAAAAGCUGCUUUGCGCCUUAGUCGGCAAAAAAUCCUCAAAUCUUUAAAAGAGAAAAAACUAUCCCAAAAUGAACAAAAAUUAGUUGAAAAAGAAAUUGAGAAAAUUAACGAAAAAUACUUAAAAAAAAUCCAAGAACUUCAAGCAAAAAAAGAAAAUGAAUUAGUUUUAUAA